This is a messenger RNA of Aspergillus luchuensis, 1647 nucleotides long. RefSeq lists its product as uncharacterized. Lineage: Eukaryota; Fungi; Ascomycota; Eurotiomycetes; Eurotiales; Aspergillaceae. Gene Ontology annotation, molecular function: transmembrane transporter activity. The record is from RefSeq and is a predicted model, not a curated record. The transcript has 8 exons. Bases 1 to 1647 code for a protein of 548 amino acids. Gene Ontology annotation, biological process: transmembrane transport.
AUGCAUACUCACGAGGCCCCUUCUCCGAGUGAGUCGGGCUCCGCAGAUACCGUCUACUCCCCCGAGUUGGAUCGCCCUAUCAACCCCAUCUUCAGUCAAGAAAAAGAUGCCGCUGCGCAGGAGAUCGAAUACCUCUACCUCGAGCUGGAAACACCCUUACCGACACCGUUAAUCACUGCACCCCCGGGUCCCGGUCAAUCGCCCCCUCCCGAACCCCCGAGUCUCGAGAAAUACACCUCCCCGUUCCUCUGGCCGAAAUGGCGCAAGUGGAUGAUGACAUGGAUUGCGUGCGCAGUGACCGCACUGGCUGGUUAUUCGGCAGGCGAGGUCAACCCAGCAUCGACGGAGCUGACGGCUGAGUGGGGGAUUAGUGCGGUGGUAUACGAUCUGAGCAUUACGAUUUUCUGUGUCGGUUUUGCGCUGGCACCGAUGGUUCUGGCGCCCUUUUCGGAAAUUAAUGGUCGGCGACCGAUUUUUGUCGCAAGUGGUGUGCUUUUUACUGCGUGCAUUAUUGCUUGCGGAGGCACGCAUGUUUUCGCAGGACUUAUUAUUGCGCGACUGUUUCAGGGUGUGGGUGCAUCGACCUUUUCGACCAUGGUUGGUGGUGUGAUUAGCGACAUUUUCCAUGCCGAGGAACGCAAUACCCCUAUGGCUUUGUUCUCCGGUGCCGCGCUCUUUGGAACUGGAUUGGCGCCUUUAUGCUCCAGUGCGAUCGUAGCGCACACGUCCUGGCGCUGGAUUUACUGGUCGCAUGCCAUCGUGUCAGCUUUCUUCGUGGUGGUCAUCUAUUUCUUCUUCAAAGAGACGCGCGGAAGUGUCCUGUUGAGCCACAAAGCAAAGGCCGUUAACAACUACUAUGAGCAGCUCGAGGCUGCUGGGCACUUUGGAGUCAUCAUGGGCGAGAAGAACGAGGCCAAACGAAUCAGAUGGAAAGUGAAGAGUGACGAGCAGCGCGAGUCUCUUGUGCAGAUGAUCAGCAUUUCCUGCUAUCGUCCAUUCCACAUGCUCUUCACAGAACCUGUGGUCUUCUUUUUCUCCCUCUGGGUAUCUUUUAGCUGGGCUGUUCUGUACCUGCAGUUCGGUUCGAUUCCCUUGGUUUUCAAAACCAAUCACCAUUUCACUACCGAGCAGACUGGAGCUGUCUUUGCCUCGAUGUGUGUUGGUGCCAUCAUUAUCACGGUCGUCAGCAUCUUGCAAGACAAGAUCGCCAACAAGUACGGAUUUCUCCCCAAGAAACCCGAGGCUCGACUGUACUUUGUCUGCGUUGAAGCCAUUCUGAUGCCCAUCGGACUGUUCUGGUUUGGCUGGACUUCAUACUCAUCUGUUCCGUGGAUUGUCCCGACGCUGGCAAUUGCCUGCGCUACCAUGGGAAUAUUCGCGGUCUACCUGGCCGUGUUCAACUACCUGGCGGAUACCUACCAUCGGUAUGCCAGUUCUGCGAUUGCUGCCCAGUCGUGCUGCCGAAACCUGCUGGGUGGUGUUUUCCCUCUCGUCACCAAUGCCAUGUUCACCAACCUCGGAUAUCCUGGUGCAUCGAGUCUUCUUGGUGGAAUUGGCCUUCUUCUGACUCUAGUACCAUGGGUUCUUGUCUUAUACGGCGGUCGGAUCCGCGCGAAGAGCAAGCUCGCGAGUGAACUCGCGCGCUAG